Molecule: messenger RNA, 3766 nt
Organism: Pan troglodytes (chimpanzee)
Lineage: Eukaryota; Metazoa; Chordata; Mammalia; Primates; Hominidae
Gene: ZNF234
Product: zinc finger protein 234
Exons: 6
Coding region: 777-2879 (700 amino acids)
Biological process (GO): regulation of cytokine production; regulation of immune system process; negative regulation of transcription by RNA polymerase II
Cellular component (GO): nucleoplasm; nucleus
Molecular function (GO): RNA polymerase II cis-regulatory region sequence-specific DNA binding; DNA-binding transcription repressor activity, RNA polymerase II-specific
Source: RefSeq, a predicted model, not a curated record
GCGGGCACUUCCGCUCCAGGGAAGAGGGGGCGGUUGUCACGGCAUAUUCCACGGUAGUUUCUUCCAGUUCCGCGACUCGCGGGCCCCUCCUAAUGUCAGGGACUUAAGAUUGGGGCUCGCUGGGACCUGGUGGUCCGGUUAUGGGAAAAGAAGCCUCGUGGGAGAGCAGAGGUUUGGUGGGGCAAGGGCGGCGGCUUUUGUUGUGUCAGCGGAGCCUUCUUGGGCUGGGGCUCCCCUCGUGUCCCGCGGCGGGAGGCGGGGGGCAUUGGGACUUGGUUGGGUCGCGUCUCGCCUGGUUUGAGGGUUUCCGGGGCUCUGAGCUCGCCCACUCCGCCUCCCUGCACUCCAGGCGCGCAGUCACUUUUUUACAGUGCAAGGUUGGCAUGUUAAUCUCCCUGGGCCUCUCCUUGCUGUUCUUUAAAAUGGGGACGUCAGGACCAUCUUUGUAGAAUCGUUUUGGUAACUGGAAUAGGUUACACAACACAAGCAGUCCCUGUCACUUGGACGCUGGACGAUCCCGGACGCCUUCUGACCUCCUUUUAGGAAGGCGAGGGUUGCGUCCACUUCCACGAAGGGAGGGGAGCAUUUAACUUUUCUCAGGGACAGCGACCCAGUCAGGAUGUUUCACAGCUUUCUCCUUCCCCAGCCUGAAAAAGGACUGCGCGGACUGACUUCUUGGCUACUGAAAGCAAAGCUCCACUGUUCCAGGCACGAUUCUGCCUUCUCUCAAAUGGCAUAACUCAGGACUCUGCAAAUUCCCAGAAACAGGAGGAAAAAUGACCACAUUCAAGGAGGGACUGACCUUCAAGGAUGUGGCUGUGGUCUUCACUGAGGAGGAGCUGGGGCUGCUGGACCCUGUCCAGAGGAAUCUGUACCAAGAUGUGAUGCUGGAGAACUUCAGGAACCUGCUGUCAGUGGGGCAUCACCCCUUCAAACAUGAUGUAUUCCUUUUAGAAAAGGAAAAAAAGCUUGAUAUAAUGAAGACAGCAAUUCAAAGAAAAGGGAAAUCAGCAGACAAGAUCCAAAGUGAGGUGGAGACUGUUCCAGAAGCAGGACGACAUGAAGAGCUUUACUGGGGGCAAAUCUGGAAACAGAUUGCAAGUGAUUUAAUCAAGUAUGAAGACUCUAUGAUAAGUAUUUCUCGGUUCCCCAGACAAGGUGAUUUGUCCUGCCAGGUUAGGGCAGGACUAUAUACAACUCACACAGGACAGAAACUUUACCAAUGUGAUGAGUACAAAAAAUCCUUCACUGAUGUCUUCAACUUUGAUCUUCAUCAACAAUUACACUCAGGAGAGAAGUCUCAUACAUGUGAUGAGUGUGGAAAAAGCUUCUGUUACAUCUCAGCCCUUCAUAUUCAUCAGAGAGUCCACAUGGGAGAGAAACGCUAUAAGUGUGACGUGUGUGGUAAGGAAUUUAGUCAGAGCUCACAUCUUCAAACUCAUCAGAGAGUCCACACUGUAGAGAAACCAUUCAAAUGUGUGGAAUGUGGGAAAGGCUUCAGUCGUAGAUCAACACUUACUGUACAUUGCAAAUUACACUCAGGAGAGAAACCUUACAAUUGUGAGGAAUGUGGGAGGGCCUUCAUACAUGCUUCCCAUCUUCAGGAACAUCAGAGAAUCCAUACUGGGGAGAAACCAUUCAAAUGUGAUACAUGUGGUAAGAACUUCCGUCGUAGAUCAGCACUUAAUAAUCAUUGCAUGGUCCACACAGGAGAGAAACCAUACAAAUGUGAGGACUGUGGUAAGUGUUUCACUUGUAGCUCAAACCUUCGUAUCCAUCAAAGGGUCCACACAGGAGAGAAACCUUACAAGUGUGAAGAAUGUGGUAAGUGCUUUAUUCAGCCUUCACAAUUUCAGGCCCAUCGGAGAAUCCACACUGGAGAGAAACCAUAUGUAUGUAAAGUGUGUGGUAAGGGUUUCAUUUACAGUUCAAGUUUUCAGGCCCAUCAGGGAGUCCACACUGGAGAGAAGCCAUACAAAUGCAAUGAGUGUGGGAAGAGCUUCAGAAUGAAAAUUCAUUAUCAAGUGCAUCUGGUAGUCCACACAGGGGAAAAACCCUAUAAAUGUGAAGUAUGUGGUAAAGCCUUCCGUCAGAGUUCAUAUCUUAAAAUCCAUCUGAAAGCACAUAGUGUACAGAAACCUUUUAAGUGUGAAGAGUGUGGGCAGGGCUUCAAUCAGAGCUCACGACUUCAGAUUCACCAGCUGAUCCAUACCGGCGAGAAACCAUACAAAUGUGAAGAGUGCGGAAAGGGAUUUAGUCGUAGAGCAGAUCUUAAAAUUCAUUGUAGGAUCCACACAGGGGAGAAACCAUAUAAUUGUGAGGAGUGUGGGAAGGUCUUCAGUCAGGCCUCGCAUCUUCUAACCCAUCAGAGAGUUCACAGUGGGGAAAAACCAUUUAAAUGUGAAGAGUGUGGGAAGAGCUUCAGUCGGAGUGCACACCUUCAAGCCCAUCAAAAAGUCCACACUGGAGAAAAGCCAUACAAAUGUGGGGAGUGUGGAAAGGGCUUCAAGUGGAGCUUGAACCUUGACAUGCAUCAGAGGGUGCACACAGGAGAAAAACCCUAUACAUGUGGGGAGUGUGGGAAGCACUUCAGUCAGGCCUCAAGUCUCCAACUUCAUCAGAGUGUCCACACAGGAGAGAAACCAUACAAAUGUGAUGUGUGUGGUAAAGUCUUCAGUCGGUCUUCACAAUUACAGUAUCAUAGGCGAGUUCACACUGGGGAAAAACCUUACAAAUGUGAGAUAUGUGGUAAGAGGUUCAGCUGGCGAUCAAAUCUUGUAAGUCAUCACAAAAUUCAUGCUGCUGGUACAUUUUAUGAAAAUGAUAAGAAUAGUAAGAACAUCAGAGAGUUGUCAGAGGGAGGAAGUUCUACAAGGUGAUUAAAAAAAAAAAAAAAACAGAACUCAUGUACAACCUGAAUGCUUGUAAUCAGAUUUCAUAGGAGAGAAAAAUUUUCUUUAUCAACCUCUUUGAAUUUAUUUGAUUUGUAACGCUCCACAUUUCCACCUAGACUUUUUUUUGUUUUUUAUUUUUUGGUUUGAAACGGAGUCUCGCUCUGUUGCCCAUGCUGGAUGCAGUGGUGCGAUCUCAGCUCACUGCAACCUCCACUUCCCGGGCUCAAGUGAUUCUCCUGCCUCAGUGGAUUACAGGUGCACACCACCACGCCUGGCUAAUUUUUGUAUUUUUAGUAGAGAUGGAGUUUCACCAUACUGACCAGGCUGGUCUCAAACUCCUGACCUCAUGUGAUCCACCCACCUCGGCCUCCCAAAGUGCUGGGAUUACAGGCAUGAGCCACCGCCCCUGGCCUCCAUCUAGACUUUGAAAUGAUUGCCUUCUAAUUACAGUAGCAUUCUCUUAUUUAAAAUAUUUGUUUUAUUUAAGUCAGUGUUUAAGCAAUAGCUCAACAUAUCCCAGUGGUCCAGUGACCACACAUCUGAGAACCCUUGUUAAGUGGUACAGUAAAGCAUUCUGUCAAAACUUUGACAUUUAUGACAUGUUACCUAGGAAAUAGGAUUUAGAAAAUGAGUUUGACCUGGGCUUUAAAAAAGUAUACUGAUGAAGGUGCCAGAAUUGAUGUCCAUUAGACUGUAAGCUCCAUGGGGGCAGGAACUUUGCUGCUGAAUCUAUACAACCUUAACAUUGACUAGUGCUUGUAGGUGUGCUCAAUACUUGUUUGUUAACUGAAUCAAAAGGAGUAAAUGCACAAUAUUUGAACAUUGUAUCCAAAGGAAGAAACCUGCAAAAUAAAAUUAUUUGCAGAAAUGAA